CAAUUAAAAACAACUAAAUGUUAAUUCUUGAUGGCGCCAGUGAUGUAACCUAAAAGAGGCGGUUGAACUGUGUUUUCAAAAUCUUGUGUAAUUUUUAAUGAAAAUAAUGAUUAGUGAGCGGUGCUAUGGCCACUCGCCUCCUGCACUCUCCAGCCAACACAUGCUUCUUUGUUAUGGCACGUAAGCUUGCUUCAGCAUGGAUGGAUUUACCUCUCCAAACCAGCAUAACGUGGCCCAAUGAAAAUAGAAGUGUUCGUUGGAGAGUGCAAAUGGCGAGUGUUCCUAGCAUUGCUCAUAAUUAGUUACAAACAACUGUAAAUAAAUAAAUUAAAAUAUAGGUUUGAAGAUAACCAUACCAAGCAACUUUUGUGUUGUUACUAUUACUCAACAAGAAAGAAAAAAGAUACCAUUGCCAGGUCGACUAUGGACAUUGGCUUC
Molecule: messenger RNA, 438 nt
Organism: Rubroshorea leprosula
Lineage: Eukaryota; Viridiplantae; Streptophyta; Magnoliopsida; Malvales; Dipterocarpaceae
Source: the annotation of a GenBank genome assembly